Molecule: messenger RNA, 1710 nt
Organism: Polyodon spathula (Mississippi paddlefish)
Lineage: Eukaryota; Metazoa; Chordata; Actinopteri; Acipenseriformes; Polyodontidae
Gene: etv7
Product: ETS variant transcription factor 7
Exons: 9
Coding region: 68-1096 (342 amino acids)
Biological process (GO): cell differentiation; regulation of transcription by RNA polymerase II
Cellular component (GO): nucleus
Molecular function (GO): sequence-specific DNA binding; DNA-binding transcription factor activity, RNA polymerase II-specific
Source: RefSeq, a predicted model, not a curated record
GCUCAGUACUGAGGGAUGGUGCAGCCUACACGAUCCGUUUCCACCUCUUCAGGUGCAGUAAAGAAUCAUGAGUGAAGGCGCCUCGCCUCCACCUUUGAUCAAGAAGGAGAGAGGAGGAGGAGGCAGCCCCCCAGUCCUGCUCAGCCCCCUCACCCCGGUCCGAGUCCAGGAGGAGCUGUGCAAACUGCCAGGCAUGCUCAGGAUCACCCCCUCACUGUGGGGCAAAGACGAUGUGAGUCACUGGCUGCGGUGGGCUGAGAAGGAGUACUCUCUGCGCAGGACAGAGCAGGGCAAGUUCGAGAUGAACGGCAAGGCGCUGUGCCUGCUCACCAAGGAGGACUUCCGGCUCCGCUCCCCCGGCUCAGGUUCCCAGGGUGCAGUACCCUCUAGCCUCUCCUACGGGAAAGUGUCCAGCAGCCCAGCUGGCUCUCACACCAGCUCCAUGGCUUUGGCCAUGAUGCGAAGGUCCACCUCCAGCACUGACCACAACCUGGACCCCCGGGACCGGACCUCGGCUCUGCUCGCCUUUACCGGACUCUCAGACAUGCCACGGAUGGGCUCGCAGCCAGUGUCAGAGGCUCAGCUGUGUGCACCCACAGGCAGGUACCACCCCCUCGUUAUCACCUGCACCACUCAGACCCACCAAGCCACGCCCACAGCGACACACUGCAGGGAGGAGCCUCUCAACCUCUCCCACCGUGGGGACGCACUCCCCGCCCUCCAGCCCGCGCAAGCCAAUGGCAAGAUCGCAGACUGUCGUCUGCUGUGGGACUACGUGUACCAGCUCCUGGCAGACAGCCGCUAUGAACCUUUCAUCCGCUGGGAGGACCGCGAGACCAAGGUGUUCCGCGUGAUGGACCCCAACGGGCUGGCCCGACUCUGGGGGAACCACAAGAACAGGGCUAACAUGACUUAUGAGAAGAUGUCCCGUGCGCUUCGGCAUUACUACAAACUCAACAUCAUCAAGAAGGAGCCCGGACAGAAGCUGCUGUUCAGGUUUCUGAAGACCCCCAGCGAGAUCCUGCAGCACCGCGCUGAGCGUCUGGAUCAGGACUCACCGGAUUACAGGGAGGAGGUGCUGGAGCUCUCCCCCUGAGCCCGUCCCAGGACGCACUGCUGACCCCCAACAACCAAUACCCCUCAACCCCCCAACCCCCAAACCCCAACCCCAUCCUCCAUUUGGAGCUGAACUAGCCUGCUGAGGAGAGAGUAUGAGAGCAGUGUUUGGUGAUUGUUUUGCACUGUAUUGACUUUUAAAUGGGCGGUUUUAAACAAGGGCAGGUAAAGUAAUUUGAAACCUGGGAAAUGAAAUUGUGACCUCAAGGAAACCGACAAAUUGCGAUUGUUAUAUUAGGUAGAACACUGCCCCUUGUGGACACUGUGGUACUGCACCUGAGACUGCAGCGAGACCUCAGAGUCACGCAGAGUGUAAGAGUGGACCACUGGAAAACCUCUUGCUACCUCCCUCAGGGAAGAGGUUAAGCACACUACUUUUGUCACUGUAGCUGUCAUGUAUGUAGCUUCAGGUGUUUUUUUAAAUGUUUUUCCUUUGCUUCAAUAUAAUGCAACAGAGUUUAAAGAUGAUUUUUUUUGUUUGUUUUAUUGUUAUAUUAUUGUGAUGAUUGUUUCAGGAAAUGCACGGAGUGUUUAUUUGUAAAUAUUUUGGUUUUCAACCGGAGCCUGCCAGUUGUAAUAAAGUGUGUUUCAGUA